This is a messenger RNA of Electrophorus electricus (electric eel), 1562 nucleotides long. It is a transcript of the gene cdkl1, whose product is annotated as cyclin dependent kinase like 1 (CDC2 related kinase). The record is from RefSeq and is a predicted model, not a curated record. Lineage: Eukaryota; Metazoa; Chordata; Actinopteri; Gymnotiformes; Gymnotidae. Gene Ontology annotation, biological process: protein phosphorylation. Gene Ontology annotation, molecular function: protein serine/threonine kinase activity; ATP binding. Gene Ontology annotation, cellular component: nucleus.
CCGAUCGCGAGAGUUAGCCUCGGUAAUGUGAAUGUGAAUUAACGCGGGGGUUAAAUGAUCUUUAGUGAAACACAGAAGCAUUUUCCGUCACAGCCUCCCGCAGAAGAAGAUAAUGAUCGCUUUUGGUGAUCCCCGCUAGUGAGAGGAUCCUAAGAGAAACUGGAGCCCUUUAGGAACUAAUUUAAUCUCCUUUGUCAGUGGACGGUGUGUGGAUCAUCAGGGCUCGGUGCGCUCCGGAAUGGAGAAGUAUGAAAAACUCGGCAAGAUCGGCGAAGGGUCAUACGGCGUGGUGUUCAAGUGCAGAAAUAAAGACACGGGGCAAAUCGUCGCUAUCAAAAAGUUUGUGGAGUCGGAAGACGAUCCCGUUAUUAAAAAGAUUGCCCUUAGGGAGAUCCGGAUGCUGAAGCAACUGAAGCACUGUAACUUGGUGAACCUGAUUGAGGUGUUCCGAAGAAAAAGGAGACUGCACCUGGUGUUCGAGUACUGCGACCACACUGUCCUCAGUGAGCUUGACAGAUACCCCAGAGGGGUUCCAGAGCACCUGGUUAAAAGCAUCACCUGGCAAACUUUACAAGCCAUUAACUUCUGUCAUAAACAAAAUUGUAUCCAUAGAGAUGUGAAGCCAGAGAACAUACUUAUCACAAAACACCAGGUCAUCAAACUCUGUGACUUUGGCUUCGCUAGGAUCCUGACGGGUCCGUGCGAUUAUUAUACGGAUUAUGUGGCUACUCGUUGGUACCGAGCCCCGGAGCUGCUAGUGGGGGAUACGCAGUACGGCCCUCCAGUGGACGUGUGGGCAGUGGGCUGUGUGUUCGCUGAGCUACUCUCAGGCGCACCCCUGUGGCCAGGCAAAUCAGAUGUAGACCAGCUGUAUCUGAUCAGGAAAACAUUGGGUGAUUUGAUUCCCAGGCAUCAGCAGGUUUUCAGCAGUAACCAGUUCUUCAGUGGAGUGUGUGUUCCUGAACCACAAGAAAUGGAACCUCUGGAGCAGAAGUAUCCCUCCACCUCCUACCAGACGCUGAGUUUAAUGAAGGGUUGUCUGCGUAUGGACCCUGCAGAGAGGCUGUCCUGUGAGCAGUUGCUGGAGCACCCCUACUUUGACAGUCAGCGAGAGGAGACGGAGAGCACCACACGAGAGCUUGACCGAGCGAGGAGACGGGUGCACCAGCCCCGUAAACACCUACCCCCGGGGUAUUUUCCUCAGCUGACAAGCAGCAGUAUCUUCCCAGCUGUGGAGAACAGAAAACAGUACAACAACCUGCGCAAGUUCAACUACCACUUCCCCAACAUCUAACUGCAGUGCUCGGGCACACACUACACUCCAGAGUAACCUAGCACAUGCUCACAUGACUCUGUGUUGUUACAAAUCCACAGACAUACACAUAUGCACACCACCUGUCCUCUUCUGGUCUUGCUCAGGGAAAAAGAAAACAUGCCUGAGGCUGGUCUGCUGAGCAAAACGCUGCAUUCAGCUUUGUAGCAGUAAUACAAUUGCACCCUCUGCUGUUGGAGCAGGUGUGUGUCGGUUCGCCAACACUGAAUACAGAGAUGAUAUGACAGUC